UCAAGUAAUUCAAAUAGAUAUUCCACAAGUACAUAAUCCUAAAGAUGAUAUUCCUUAUUAUCAAGUCACAGUAACAGGAGAGGGUAAUUCUGUGAACUUUCAAUACGAGGGCUAUGUUUAUGUGGAAGAAAAGACGCUCUCUAUUUUCAUUAUAACGGACAAGGCAGUCUAUAAGCCUGGUCAAACUGUCAAGAUCAGAAUUCUCGCCGUGACACCAGAGCUAAAAAUUAUGAGAAAUGAGUCAAAGGACGUAGCCAUAAAGGACCCUAAGGGCAACACGAUCAGGCAGUGGAUGAACUUGAAAGAUUCCACACAAGGAGGUGUUGAUGAGUUGUAUUUUCAAUUAGCCGAUCACGUGCUUACCGGAGAUUGGCUCAUUACGGUCACAAUCAAGAGUAUUGAGGAAUCUCUUAUAUUUACAGUUGAUAAUUACGUUUUACCCACAUUUGAAGUAGAGUUGGACACGCCCUCGUUUGGCUUGUCUACUGAUGCGACCCUUGAUUUUACCGUCAGGGCUAGGUACACUUUCGGCCGCCCUGUGACACAAGCUGGUGUGAAAGUAAACAUCAAAUUGUUUUACGAUUUCUUGACCCCCGACACCGGCGGUGCAUUUUUAACUCUCACUGGACAGGUGAUAUUUGUUAUAUUUCCUAACGAUUGGUAG
Molecule: messenger RNA, 664 nt
Organism: Physella acuta
Lineage: Eukaryota; Metazoa; Mollusca; Gastropoda; Physidae
Product: CD109 antigen
Source: RefSeq, a predicted model, not a curated record